UCGGGUGCUUCAAAUAUUAUCUUUAAUUCUACAUUGUUUUUUAAUAGCUUAUAAAGUUAAAGCAGCCGAGAUGUCGGCAAAAUCGGAUUCUAUGCCGUGUGUGUGUACGGAGGAGAGUACAACUGAAGAAUCCUUGGUCAGCUUGCACUGCGAGUGUCCUCGGGAUGAGCACGAUAUCGUCAUCCACGAGGAAACAUGUCUCUUGUUCAGGAGCGAGAAGAUCACUUUCUAUCGUGAUCCGACCUGUGAAUGUGACCCGGCGACGGCUGGGACAGAGGACUGUCCAUGCUGCGGGUGUCCCAUCGACCAGUGCCGCUGCAAUAUGGUCAGCCGAGAAGCUUAUGACGAAUGGCGCAGCAAUCGCGGAAUAGAUGCGAUGCCAGCGGUGCUGGAGGCGACGCAUCCUCUGAUGCAAAAGUUCCAGGAGACCCUCAAACAGUUCCUCAUCAAGGAGAACGCACUCGCUGAAGAACAGAUUCUCAACCUUCGUGAAGAAUUAAAGCAGCAAAAGCAGGAAUAUGACAAGGACUUGGAAGCCAUCUACAAGAGUGACCAUGACACCAACUCGCAAAGGAUCCUUAUAGAAGAGUACGAAGCCUCGCUAGCACAGCGCACGCUAGAACGCGAAGCCGCUGAGAAGCGAGCCCGGGAGGCACAGGAGGCUCAUAAGAAAGUAAAGGCAAAGCUGGAUGAAGAUAUAAUUAGAGAACGUGAAACCACGGAAGAGAUGGAAGCACUGAAUGCGUUGUGCCAGCAGUUGGAGUCGUGGCGGAACGAGACGGACUCCGACCUGACUGUCAGCCAGCGCAUGUCUGACAAGAUGAGGGCUGAGAAGCGAGCUAUCGCUGCUGAGAAAAGACGGCUGGAUAUGUUUCUGUUCGGGUUGAGCAAUGAGGUCUGGAAGCUGGAGUCGAAGCUGGAGAUGUUCAAGAAGCAACUAGAGAUCAAGAACUCGGAGAUGGAGAAAGUUAACGAUAGAGUGACAGCAUAUGCAGCUGAACUGGAAGACUUGGAACUGGACAAACGUCGCCUGGUCUCCCUGUGGAACUCCGUCAUUGUAAACAUCACGCAACGUGACAAGGUCUACGACUCCGUCCGAGAUGAUUACCAAACUUUGCAAGACAACUACCGCACACUAAUAAACUCUUUGGACAUCACAAAGAAGGUUGUGAUGGAGGAGAUGAACAAGGGCAAGGAGAUAGCCCUCAACAAGGACAAGCUCAUCUACGACAUCGAACACGCUACUAAAAUUCAUGAUACGGAGUACGCUAAGCGGCAGAACUUAGAAACGCUAAUCCAAGAAUUGACUGAGUCUAUAGAAAUGACAGAACGGGAUCAAGAGAUGAUUAAAUCUGAGAACCAAACAAUGCGAAAUAUAUUGAAAAGCACGGAGAAGGAACUGGACAGAAGGGUGGAAUAUAAGCUAAAGAUGGAGAAUGAGAUCCUGUUGAACCUGCAAGAGUGCCUACUCAAUGACAAGGCUGUGGAGUCCAUGGCUAAUGGGAUUAGGAAGAUGAGGGAGGUGGCAAGGAAACAGGAAAUAUCCCUAAUGUCAAUGGAGAACCAGCACGCUCGCAUACUCUUAGAAAUCGAGAUAAUGCGAAACCGUCAAGCGAAGAACGCAGCGGUACUGCAAGAGACGGAAGCUCUGAUGAAACAGAAGGAGCAAGAGAUUGAUCUGCUGCAGGCUGAGUAUGAUACCAAGCUGUCGGUCCUGACGAGGAAGCAGAGGGAGCAGGAUAUCGUCACCAAGAAAUUUAUCGCAUUAAAGGAGAUAUUUGAUAUGAAGUCUCCCCAAGAGCGUCGUAUCGAGGGUCUGGAGAAGCAGAUCAAGUGUCUGCGGGAGCGUACGGAGGUGAUGCAGCACGAGUGGUUGCGGCAGCAGGGCCACGUCGUCAAACUGGCAGACCAGCACCAUGUCAUGGUCACAGACAUCAACCUCAUUAGUAAACAGAUCCAAAUCUGUGAGCAAAAAAUAAUGCGUAUCCAAGCGGAGUCCGACACGGUGGUAGCAGACAGGAACCGCGUGGAGCGCUCGCUGCGGACCUUGCGCGGGAGACUUGAGGUACUGGAGCGGACGCGCAAGGACGCCACCGAGAGGAACGAACACGCUCAGAGAAGCAACGUCGCCAUAUCACAUGAAUAUGCUGCUAAUCUCAAGGAUGCCGAAACAGAAAUAAUCCAACUUGAAGAUGAAAUAGAGCAGUUGGAUAAAGAGAAGAUGAAUCUCACACAAGAAUUAGAUCGAGUUCAGAGGGAGGCACUUAUUUGGCAGAGGAAGGUUGGUACUACCAUAAAUGAUCGACAACUAUUAUAUUUUCAUGGUGGUUAUUCCUUUUUUAUCUUGUAUAUUUUUCAUUUUCAGGGAAUAUUAGCAGUAGAACUGAAGAAAAGCAUGACGGCUGCAAAGUCGCUGAGCGGUGAAAUAGGACAGAUGAGGGCUGAAAUACAUAGGAUGGAGGUCCGUCGAGAACAACUCCGUCGCACCAGUGAGAAGCUGGCCGAUGACUUGGCGCUCUUCGUAACACGUCGAGACACCGCCAUGGAGAAAACAAGGGCUGCUGCAGCCGUCGAGAAGUCCCAUGGAGGUUCCAACACUUCGCAGUCUACUUACCAUCACAAAUUGAGACUUGCUAAAGCUGAUGUGAACCGAGUUACUAAGGAAAUAUCAGACGCGAAGGCUCAAAUGGAGCAAUUGAUGAAGGACCAGGAACGUCUCGACCGCGAGCUAGCCGAGGCCAACGCUAAGAACUCGCAGAUGGAGGAACGCGUCGCGGAGAUCAUCAAGGAGACCAUGGCCACUGAGCGGAACAAACAUUGGCUCCUUGAACGCGUAGUCCGAGCGCAACGCUUCGGGACUGAACUUGCUACUGCUAUAAAGCGGCAGUCAGUUCGCUGUAAGAAGCCGAAAGACCAAGUGUUAGGAGACCACGCCCAAGCGAGGAAGUUGAAUGAACGUCUGCGGUACAUUGUGGGAGUGCUGGAGAACGAGUAUCCACACCUUGAGGAUAAGCUUGAAUGUAUAUUCAACACAUUGAACAUAUUCUCUCCAGGAGGGAGUCCCGGCCUAGCUGCCUCCGAUACCUGUAGCUACAUAGACAGAGGUUUCGUCAUGACUGAUCAAGACAUUCUUGAUGCCGCCAAGGAAAAAAUAGGAAUCCUUCCUGAGGAGCAGGGCAACCAACUUGAAGAACUGCAAGAGCAGACUUGAAUCCAGUUAUUGACCUACUCUCAAUUUUUAAUAUUUAUUGUGUUUGUGUGAUAUGUGUUGUGUAAUAAACUGUGUUUUAAAUUAAUAAA
Messenger RNA from Spodoptera litura, 3300 nucleotides. RefSeq names its product lethal (2) 41Ab (gene l(2)41Ab). The record is from RefSeq and is a predicted model, not a curated record. Gene Ontology annotation, cellular component: cytoplasm. Gene Ontology annotation, biological process: axoneme assembly. NCBI's taxonomy places the organism in Eukaryota, Metazoa, Arthropoda, Insecta, Lepidoptera, Noctuidae.